Lingula anatina is the source of this 2284-nucleotide messenger RNA. RefSeq names its product tyrosine-protein kinase Fyn. Lineage: Eukaryota; Metazoa; Brachiopoda; Lingulata; Lingulida; Lingulidae. The record is from RefSeq and is a predicted model, not a curated record. Gene Ontology annotation, biological process: protein phosphorylation. Gene Ontology annotation, molecular function: ATP binding; protein binding; protein tyrosine kinase activity.
GUUAGUUAGUUCUAGCUUAACUUCCGGGUGUCGUAUCUGUGUAUAGAAAUUAAGAUGCCGAUUAGCACGAUGCUCACUGCGAAUAACUUGGUCUCCCAUAUUCCUUAGCAGUCUUAUCCAGUAUAUAGGGCUACCGAGUAGUUGCAGAUAUUUUCAUCUCUAUAUAAUAUAUACGUGUAUGGUAGGAGAAUCAUGGGGAACUGCCUAGGGAAGGAGGAGAAGAUCAAGACACAAGCACCACCCAGUAGAGAGGUUGCCCAGGGGGAAAAUGGCUCGGUUGUGUUAAACCCGAGCAAUGUAACAGUCACGUUCAACAAUCCUCAAACAACCAACAGGCCCUUGCCUGAUGUGCCAAAAACAAAACCAGGGGCCUACAUUGUUAAAGCUUUAUAUGACUAUGAAGCAAGGACAGAGGAUGAUCUCAGUUUUCACAAAGGAGACAAAAUGGAAGUUAUUGGUGACAGUGAGAACAUGGAUUGGUGGUUGGCCCGUCAUUUGGUGACAGGAGAGGAAGGUUACAUUCCCAGUAACUAUAUCACUAAAGAUGAUGAUUCCACAGAGUCACAAGACUGGUAUUAUAACAUAGACAGAAGAGAGGCAGAUAAACAGUUAUUGCUUCCUGGCAAUCCAAGAGGAACAUUCCUUGUCCGUUCAAGCUCAGACAAGAGCUCAUAUGCACUGUCAGUGCGGGAUUUUGACAUGAAGAGCAAUGACGUUGUCAUUAAACACUACCGCAUGAGGAGGCUGGACAAUGGCGGCUUUUACAUCAGUCCCAAGAGAACAUUCGGGACCAUCACAGAGUUGAUCAAUCACUAUAUGGAGGGAUCUGAUGGCCUUUGCUGUCAGCUUACAAACCCAUGCCCUAAGAUACGUCCAGUGGUGCCUUUUAGAGAACUGGAAAUCAAUAGAAAUUCCAUUAAAUUGAUUAAAAAACUAGGAGCUGGGAACUUUGGAGAAGUAUGGGCUGGCAAAUGGAAGAAUGUGGACACAGCAGUGAAACUACUGAAACCUGGAUCUAUGUCAGCAGACGCCUUUCUGGAGGAGGCAAAAAUUAUGCAUAAAUUACGGCAUAACAAUUUAGUCCAGUUGCUAGCUGUGUGCACAGACUCUGAACCUAUAUAUAUAAUAACUGAACUUAUGGUCAAUGGAGCUCUACUGGACUACUUAAGAAAAGAUGAAGGAAGAGCUUUACGACUUCAACAGUUUAUAGAUAUGGCUGCUCAAAUUGCCUGCGGCAUGGCAUACUUAGAAGAGGAAAACUUUGUCCAUAGGGAUUUACGAGCUGCCAACAUUUUAGUUGGUGAAAACAAUGUAGUAAAAAUAGCAGACUUUGGUCUAGCUAGAUUAACAGCAAAGAAGAAUGAUGAUGGAGAAGAAGAAAAUGUGUAUGAGGCUAAUGAAGCCACAAAAUUCCCAAUCAAGUGGACUGCCCCGGAGGCAGCAUGGGAUAGGCGGUUCACCAUUAAAUCCGAUGUCUGGUCAUUUGGAAUCUUACUGUAUGAAAUGGUCACAUAUGGAAGGGUACCAUAUCCAGGACUAAAAAAUAAAGAGGUAAUGAAACAAGUGCAGCUUGGGUACAGAAUGCCCAAACCUACCUCUCCGGAGUUCACUGUACCAAAUGCCUUGUACGACAAGAUGCUGGAGUGCUGGAAGGCGGACCCUGAAGAAAGACCAUCAUUUCAUGAGCUCUUUGCUUAUUUCACAGACUAUGCUAUUGACAUGGGGGAAAACGAAAAUGGUGAUGAGGAAUACAGAGGUCCUGAGGAUUUUGGACAUGAUUACGCUGAAACCCCGGAGGAGGAGGAGAUAAAUUUGGGGCUAACUUACUGAAUAGUAGUCAAUAUGCCUUUAUUGCUGACUGUGGUAAGCAAAUACCACUAAAUGACAUGUAAUGUGUGUUAUACCCUGUCUUGACAGUUGUGAAAACUUGCCUUGCAUGUGUUUUGCCUCUGUACAAUGCAUUGCUGAACAAUUACAAUUAUUGCAUUCACAAUACAAUAUUCAAUUAAUAACCAUUUGGAGUUUAGACAAAUGAGGAACACCAUGAUUUUCUGAGGUAUCCCAUUGAAGUUUUGCUACUUGAGACAAAUAAAUUCAUAAUUUAUUGAUAUUGUUUUGAGUAUCCUGUGGUCAUUUGAAGUGGCAAAAGAGGCAGGUCUUUUUAUCAAAAUACAUCAAUUUUGUUAUUGAUAAACAUGAUACAUAUUACAUGAAUUGCCAUGCUUAAAGCAAUUUAAACUGCAUAGGGUACAACUAGCAUUUAAGUUUGGCGCAGGGUCUUAAA